AUGAUCAAUUAUAACGAGGAUAAACAACCUAAUUCAUCAAAUCUUCAAGGUUUAGAAAAUGAUCAACCCAUACCUCGAGGUGAACCUAGUGAAAUAAUUAAUUUUGAUUCUAACAAACGAAUUUUUACUUCUGAACAUCAACCAACUGGUGAAAUUAUUAAAGAAAAAUCAGAUAUAUAUCGAUUACAAGAUGAAUAUUUUCGUUCAUGUGUUCAUGAUAUUGAAUUAGGUACACACCAUAAAACAAAUGAUUCAAUACAACAUCAAGAUCAACAAUAUAUAUCAGAAUAUGAUCCUAUCGUACAUCCUGAUUCAAAACUUGGUCGAUUACAUCUAUCAAUACGAUAUGAUGAUGAGCGAAGUCAAUUAAUUAUUCAAAUAAUUAAUGCACAAGGUAUAAUAAGACCUGAACAAGUAUAUGCACGAGAUAUGUGUUUAACAUUUUCAUUAAUUGAAAAUGAUAAUAAUAAAUAUGAUGUAGAAAAACAUGAAAGAUUUGUUGUUGAAAAUGCACCUAUACAAUGGAAUGAACCUGAGAUAUUUUGUAUUACAUAUGAAAAAGUUAUUGAAAAAAAUUUAUAUAUUUUUCUCAGUAAUCGUACAGAUCCAUCAACACCUCGUGAUAGAGAAGUAUUAAUUCCUUUAAAUAAUCUUAAAAAUCAUGCUGAAGAAAUAAAUAAAUGGUUUGAUUUACAAUAUGCCUAA
Molecule: messenger RNA, 705 nt
Organism: Rotaria sordida
Lineage: Eukaryota; Metazoa; Rotifera; Eurotatoria; Philodinida; Philodinidae
Source: the annotation of a GenBank genome assembly